Talaromyces marneffei is the source of this 1344-nucleotide messenger RNA. RefSeq lists its product as uncharacterized. Bases 1 to 1344 code for a protein of 447 amino acids. The record is from RefSeq and is a predicted model, not a curated record. Gene Ontology annotation, biological process: regulation of transcription by RNA polymerase II. Lineage: Eukaryota; Fungi; Ascomycota; Eurotiomycetes; Eurotiales; Trichocomaceae. Gene Ontology annotation, molecular function: protein dimerization activity; DNA-binding transcription factor activity, RNA polymerase II-specific; RNA polymerase II cis-regulatory region sequence-specific DNA binding. The transcript has 2 exons.
AUGAUGAAGGUCGCGGGAUCCGUUGACCAGAGCGCGUCGCCGCCUCCUGGCCCUUUUGGCUACAACUUCCUCGCCGCUAACGACACUCCGUAUGAUGUCGGUCCAGCUCCUCCCCCCGGACCGUCACUUCUCGACGAUACCGAGUCGAACAUGCUUGAGAGUUUCUUCACUACAUUGAAUACUAGCCAAUUUGACGUCGGAGACGCUUGGUUCCAGGAUUUAUCGCACGAUAAAGGAGGAGGCGCAUUUGGUUUGGACUGGACAGAGGGACUACCGCCGAAUUUGGAAGGCUCAACAACUUCACUAUCACAACCGCCCAUCCUAUCAAUGAAUCCUCAAAAGAACACAAAUAGUCUGAUGGGAGGACUUGGCCCAGACUCCGAUAUUCUUGCAGCCGCUUCUAUGCUUUAUGGAAAUGGAGGCAACACGAUGAAUUUUGCAACAGGUCAUCUAUUCCCUCCUGGUGUUAUGUCGGAAAUGGCACCUAAUCAUAUGAACCCGCCUCACAUCAAGCAAGAGCAAAUACAUCAUCCACCAACAAAUCAUAAUGACCCUCGUCAAAUGAUCCAACACACAUCAGUCUUCAAUCCAGAACAGCCAGCAGUUCCCGUGGAUCCGCAUACUACUAUUGAAGUGCAACGGUUACGCUGGGGCUCGGAUGCUGGGUUUGUUGAUCAUGGUUACCAACGACCUGCAGAAAUUGAAACCACAGAAGAAGUUGCGAAAAAUUUGCUGGAAAACAUGAAAUGUCUUGAACCACAGACGAGCGCUACUAAUACGUGCGCUACCAAUACGCGCGCUCCAACACCAACACAAUUUGAACCGCCUCAAAACCGGGAGUGGAAUAUUGGCAAUGGGGCAAUUACAUCUCAAUCUUCUUCUGAGACAACGAACCAUGGCGACCUCGAUGGUAGCUCACGACCCAGAAAACGUUCCAAGAUCAAAAUGCAAGAGGAUGAAGAUUCAGACAACAAUAGCACCCCUCCCAGGACGAAGAAGAUGACGAAAGGUGCAUCUGGAGGCAAAGCGAGACGUGGUUCAAGCGAGAAUGCCUCGAAGAAACUCAAGGCCCAGCAAGCUACCAAAACAGCGAGAGAAAACCUCACAGAGGAGCAGAAACGCACGAACCACAUUCUGUCAGAGCAGAAGCGUCGCAAUCUUAUCAAGCAAGGAUUCGACGAGUUGUGUGCUUUGGUCCCUGAACUUCGAGGUGGUGGUUUCAGUAAAAGUGCCAUGCUCAUCCAGGCUGCGGACUAUCUGGAGGCGGUUUUGACCGGCAACAAUGUGCUCCGGCAACAACUUUCCCAGCUCAAAGCGGUCAACGCCUUCAUGAUACCUCGAUGA